UUUUCUUUUUCUGGAUCUUUCGCUUUUAUCCUCACACUUUCCCCAUUUCUUUACUCUGUUCAAAUCAACGAGCUAAUUUUCCGAUUAACAAUGGAGGACUGGGGCCCAGUUUUGAUAGCAGUGGUGCUGUUCGUGCUGUUAACUCCGGGUCUACUAUUCCAGCUUCCCGGCCGUGGAAAAACGGUUGAAUUCGGGAACAUGCAAACCAGCGGCGUUUCCAUUUUGGUCCAUGCCGUAAUUUACUUUGGCCUCAUCACUAUCUUACUCCUUGCCAUUGGCGUCCAUAUCUAUGUCGGCUAAUGUAGUUUUUACCUUCACUAUUUGUAAGUUUGUAACAAUCUCUCUCAGAUCUUUAUUAAUCUCUCUCUUGCUUAUAGAAUAGUAGCAAUUGAUCUUCCAUUUUCGAUUUCUUAAUUUGCUACUACCAGAUUGUAUCAAUUGGGUGAACUGUUAAUACUUAAAAGCAUUAUGCACUGCUUCUCUAAAUUUACCUU
Messenger RNA from Solanum stenotomum, 494 nucleotides. RefSeq lists its product as uncharacterized. Bases 91 to 300 code for a protein of 69 amino acids. The transcript has a single exon. Lineage: Eukaryota; Viridiplantae; Streptophyta; Magnoliopsida; Solanales; Solanaceae. The record is from RefSeq and is a predicted model, not a curated record.